AUGGGAUGGCUGCCGAGAAGCGGGAGUCAUACUGCAGCUGCACCUCGCCCGUCUUCUCGUCCAUCCAUCCCUCCAGUACCUAUUUGGGAUGCGGGUUGCGCAAGCGUUUGUGGCCUUCUGUCCCUCGUCCCAAUAAUAUUCUGGGAAAUAGAGGGCCCGGCAGUACCCCACGAGUGUCGCAUUGCACUCCUAGCCCUCCUCCCUGACCUGGGGAUGGAUGUGGAUGGCGAUGCCUGGCGGGAGGGGGACGAUUCCGACACUGGUGGUCCGCCAGCUCAGGGAUGGUAUGUGGAGAUCUGA
Molecule: messenger RNA, 300 nt
Organism: Auxenochlorella protothecoides
Lineage: Eukaryota; Viridiplantae; Chlorophyta; Trebouxiophyceae; Chlorellales; Chlorellaceae
Exons: 1
Coding region: 1-300 (99 amino acids)
Source: RefSeq, a predicted model, not a curated record